Ziziphus jujuba (common jujube) is the source of this 663-nucleotide messenger RNA. Its product is annotated as probable cytochrome c oxidase subunit 5C-1. Lineage: Eukaryota; Viridiplantae; Streptophyta; Magnoliopsida; Rosales; Rhamnaceae. The coding region runs from base 173 to 367 and encodes 64 amino acids. The transcript is spliced from 2 exons. The record is from RefSeq and is a predicted model, not a curated record.
UCCCCCUGAAGGGCAAAAUAGAGAUUGAACCCAUUAUCAGGGUUACACAGCACAGCUAUAGCAAAGAUUGAAAAAGAAAUUUCCAGUCGCUGAUUUGUUCAUUUUUCGCUUUACAUUGAAAUCGAAAUCGAUAUCGCAUCCUCCUCAGCCUCUCUUCUCAGAGUAAUUGGAAAUGGCGGGUCACAAGAUUGCUCAUGCAACCCUGAAAGGACCCAGCGUUGUGAAGGAGCUGUGUAUUGGUAUGGUUCUUGCUUUGGCUGCUGGUAGUCUCUGGAAAAUGCACCACUGGAAUGAGCAGAGAAAAGUCAGAACUUUUUAUGACCUGCUUGAUAAAGGUGAGAUCAGUGUUGUGGCACAGGAAGAAUAAGUUGUCUGCUUGUUUUUGUCAUGCUCAGUCUGUUUUUUAUGUUCCAUUAGAUGUGAAUGAGCUGCUGCUUCGCUUAGUUUGAUAUUUUUGAUGUAAUAAAUUUCUUGUACCGAGUAGAAUUUGAUGAAUUUCAGUCUUCAAAUGACAUCAAAUAUUGUUUGGUUUUGGAUUUAAACCGAAACCAGGAACUUAUGUUUUAUAUUCCUCUUUGGGUUACAAGUUAUUUUCUGCAAUUUUAAAUGUGUUGAACUUUGAUAAUUUGUUCUAAUAUGAAUGAUAAACAACCUUGUGUUAAA